AAUUCACAUCUAAUAAUCCCAUAACUCAGAUCGAAUAUUUCAAAAUUUCUUUUCUAUGUCCACAUGACUUAACCUCAAAAUCUCCAGGUCAAAUCUCUUGUAACUAACAAUCCAUUAACUGAAUUUAUAAAAUCUCCAAUUAAACUUUUGUUUAUAAGAUCAUGAUUUAUAUCUCAAAUCUAUAUUCACUUUACAAAAUGGCUAGCCUUCUAACUCGUCACUCCCCUUGAUUUCCCCGUCCUCGGUUUCGCUUCCUAAAAUGGUGGACAAGGAAAACUAUGAAAUAAAAUAUCUCAGUAAGUAAAUAUGGAUAGCCCUUGGGUAAAACUUUUAACAUGCUAGAUAAACCAUGUAAGUAUAACAGAACUUUCACUGAUAAACCGUUAAUGCGGAAAUCAAAUUCGGUUCAAUAGCAAAACGUUCAAUGACAAAACCGUCAAUGCAAAAACAGAUUCAGUUCAAUAACAAAACGUUUCCUGACAAACCGUUAAUGCAGAAGAAACUCAGUUCAGUAGUCUCAUCUAUAAGUCAUGGCCAGUGUUAUAACAACUCACUGGCAGGCGACAGAAAUUUGCCAAUGUAUUCGCCCAGUGGCAGGCGUCAUAUCAGUAAACAUGUCGACAUGUGCUAGCGUUACACCCACUAGCGGGGAUCGGAAGUGCUACACACCCACUAGCGGGGAUCGAAAAUCAUGACCAUAUCAGAGACAAAACCAUGCAGGAUUCACAGUCAAAAUCCGUAAUUCACAAUCGAAAUCCGUAAUUUCAGAAAUAACCAGAAAAUUCCAUGUGAACAUGGAUUUAACAGAAACCGCAGAAUUUGCAAACUCUCAGUUCAUCAAAACAGUUCAGUCAAUUCCAAAUAUGCAUGCUCUAUUCCAGAAAAACAAUGAAAUUCUCAUUUUCAUUCCAAUCAUGCUCAGUUCCAGAAAAUAAUAAUUUUCAUAAAAAUCACCACAAUUUCCAUUUUAGCUUAAUCACAUUCAGAUGCUGAUAAAAUCAAUUUAAAAUCAAUUU
Molecule: messenger RNA, 1016 nt
Organism: Rubroshorea leprosula
Lineage: Eukaryota; Viridiplantae; Streptophyta; Magnoliopsida; Malvales; Dipterocarpaceae
Source: the annotation of a GenBank genome assembly